Molecule: messenger RNA, 1581 nt
Organism: Metarhizium acridum CQMa 102
Lineage: Eukaryota; Fungi; Ascomycota; Sordariomycetes; Hypocreales; Clavicipitaceae
Biological process (GO): interstrand cross-link repair
Cellular component (GO): mitochondrion; nucleus
Molecular function (GO): single-stranded DNA 5'-3' DNA exonuclease activity
Source: RefSeq, a predicted model, not a curated record
AUGGCUGCCCCAAACAUUUUGGAUACUGAAAGCGACUAUGGCUCCGACAUCUCUCCAGAGGACGAGUUGCUUCUACUAGAGCUUAUUUCACAAAACUGCCAAAGUGCAAAAGCAAAGGGCCCUGCUCAUCUCCCACCGCGCCCUGGAGGCUACGACAGUUCUAAUAUAGACCUACUGCCUAGUCGCAUAGACAUCAUUGGCCAUGAGAACUCCAUGGUCACUGAGGGCAGUGGCACGUCCAUGGCUUCGUCAACCAUACCAAGCCGCAGCGAGUUGCUCGACACGGACGUCACCUAUCCGGAUUUAAGUCGAGCAUUGGCUGGCAUUGGUGAUGACAGAGAACGGGGGGCCAAGGCCCUGGAUGAACAGGGUACGGAAUCAGAGGCGUCUGAGGAUGAUCGUUCUCCUCUCCAAAGAUUCCGGUCAUUUCCCAGGAGACCAUUGACUGUCACCGACCUUACAGCUGGAGCCUGGUGCGAACUGCAAUACUGGUAUACUCUCACCAGGCUCCCCGGCGGUCGGCGGACCAAGACCCCUGCCAUGAAAGCAGGCUCAAUAAUCCACGAGAAGCUUGAGGAUGAGGUGCACACCACAACCCAGAUUGACGUUUUGACAAAAGAGGAUGGCUUCGCAUUGAGAAUGUGGAACUUCAUCCAAGGUCUUAGAACCCUGCGUGAAACCGGUAUGACCAGGGAGUUGGAGGUUUGGGGAAUGGUCCAGGGCAAUUUCGUGAAUGGUGUGAUUGACGAGCUAACACACGACAAUCCAAACCCCGAGUUUGAAAACGAACUCGCUGAAAUAUUCGAUCCUACCCCUGAUCAAAUGUCUUUACAUAGCUAUUUCGCCCGCAAUGGAAACCCCGCUGGCGCGCUCUCGCAGCCUAAGGUGUACCUCAUUGAUGUCAAGACGAGAGGAAGUCGGGCUCCUGUGACGAAGGCGCUGCUGAGACCUGCAAAAAUACAAUUGCUGCUCUAUCACCGAUUUCUUUCCGACAUCGCUGCAGGAAGGCUAGAUUUUUUCAAGUUGUUCGGACGUUAUGGGGUUGACCCUGAUGAUACUUUCUCUGACGGUUUCAUUGCUCAGAUAGGAGACCUCCACGAUGAGAUCUUUCAAGAUACGUCAUCACCCAAGGCAUCUACUUUCUAUGCGCAUGCGGCCCAGGACUCGGAGAGCCGUGGCUCACAACAAGGGGCUGGGCAGCUACUAAAGUAUCAAACACUCAGAGAAUUACUGCGCCUCGUGAAAGCCGAGGUAAAGCUCACAUUUCCAGAGGGGCAGAAAUCAAUGGGCUUGAUGCUUCGAGUCCAGUACAUUCAUCGUGAUAAUGGUGAAGAGAUCGAUGUUCACGACUUUCCCGUUUCCAAGCAGGCAUUGGACGAGUAUCUGAAACGAUACAUGGUAUGGUGGCGGGGAGAACGAAAAGCAAGCGGUGUCGACAUAGAAGAAGCUUUCAAGUGUCGCACGUGCGAGUUUGCACCCGACUGCACUUGGAGGAAUGCCAUGGCUGAGGAGCAGAUGCAAAAAGCUCGAGUACGAGAACAGGAGAGGCGUCAAGCUAGCAGACGUUCAAGGCGGGAAUGA